UUUUUGUGUUGUUGUUGUUGAAAACCUCUUACAUUAUUUUUCAACAACUCAAUUUGAUUCAAUUUGAUUAACUGCAUAAAUCAUCAAGAAACCAAGUCAUGUCUACAUCUGAAGAAACCCCCAAACCUACUUUUGUUCAACCCAAGCCAUACAAGGUUGACCUUGAGGCUGGAAAGGCAUACUACUGGUGUGCUUGCGGUGAAUCCAAGACCCAGCCUUUCUGUGACGGAAGCCACAAGGGUACCGGAAUUAAGCCCAAGAAGAUCGUUGUUGAAGAAUCAAAGACCUAUUUCCUGUGUGGAUGUAAAUAUACCCACAACGAGCUUGGCUUCUGUGAUGGUGUUCAUCGCAAGGAGGAAGGUAUUCGCAAGUAUAACGAAUUUCUGUUAAAGGCCAAUAGCUCUCUUAAGCAGGAAAAUGAGGCUGCCUUAAAUGAACAGUCAGAGCUCAAGAAUAAGCUCAAGGCUGCCGAACGUAAGCAAAAGAUUGCCAACAUAGUUGCUGUGCUAUCUACUGCACUUAUUGCUGUUGGAAUUGCCGCCAAAUUUGCCCAUACUUAUUCCAAGCACUAAAAUAUAAUAAAUAUAAUAAAUAUAAU
Phycomyces blakesleeanus NRRL 1555(-) is the source of this 598-nucleotide messenger RNA. RefSeq lists its product as hypothetical. The record is from RefSeq and is a predicted model, not a curated record. The coding region runs from base 99 to 572 and encodes 157 amino acids. The transcript is spliced from 6 exons. Gene Ontology annotation, cellular component: intracellular membrane-bounded organelle. Gene Ontology annotation, molecular function: 2 iron, 2 sulfur cluster binding. NCBI's taxonomy places the organism in Eukaryota, Fungi, Mucoromycota, Mucoromycetes, Mucorales, Phycomycetaceae.